AUGUCGACGAAGAAAAGUGCUCUACUUGGCUCCGACUCGGCGCCUGUCGCCGAAUCUCUCCUCAGCCGCUUGAUUGUUGCACCGGUCCUGUUCGUAUCGUUUCUGAUAUCGCUGUUCCUCAUCGACCGCCAAACUUAUGGCGCCAUCUUCGCUCGAUCCGGUGGCCAAGAUGGAUAUUACCAUUCUCACCAGCGCAAACUGGCUAAGCGAGAAAUGGAUGACGCUUUUCAAAUACGAAGCAAGGUCAUCGCUGCCAUGGUCCUGUUGAGCGCAGUUUCGCUGGCUCUGCUCGCUUGGAUAUUGGAGUCGGUGUGGAAAGUGUGGAAAUGUAGGGCUUGA
Messenger RNA from Cladophialophora psammophila CBS 110553, 339 nucleotides. RefSeq lists its product as uncharacterized. The record is from RefSeq and is a predicted model, not a curated record. Bases 1 to 339 code for a protein of 112 amino acids. The transcript has a single exon. Lineage: Eukaryota; Fungi; Ascomycota; Eurotiomycetes; Chaetothyriales; Herpotrichiellaceae.